CUAAAGGCUACUAAAGUGAGAGGAAUCUCAGAGCAGCCCGGAUGAGACAGCAAUAGAGUCACAGGACGUGGCCGGGACUCGGGUAGAAGACGUUUCUCCGCGUGUGUACAGAUGGUUUAGCAUCGGGCUGUGAGGGAUUUACAGCCUUGUGAGAGUACAGCCUGAAAAGGGCCUGCCCUUCUUGCCCAGGGCAGUCCAGACGUCAUUUCACUGGGAUGCAAGCAGGCCGGUCCCGCUCCCUGAGAUGACAAAGUAAAGAGCGGCUCCUGAGGCAGAUUGGACGACGUUCGACAUUCUCAAUCUAGGUAAUCGAACAGAUUGCUAGGGCUAUGUUUCGAAUCCAUCGAUUACGGCGGUCGGGAGCAACUGUUGGCGCUUGUUCGGACUUUAAUACAGUCGGAGUUUCAACCUGGCAGAGGCACAGCCCCCACACCCCUUGUUGUCUUCAUCAUCCUUCCCCUCCCGGGCCUUCUCUGUGUCUCUCAUCUCUCAGUCUCCCUUCACGACUUUUCUCUGUCUCAUUUCAUCUAUCAUCAUCGCGAAUGACGGAAAGCACGCACAGACUCGACCUCCGAGUGGGCGGAAAGUAUAGGCUCGGUAAAAAGAUCGGUUCUGGGUCUUUCGGCGACAUCUAUCUCGGGAUAAACAUCAUCUCCGGAGAGGAAGUAGCCAUCAAGCUCGAGUCAGUCAAGGCCAAGCAUCCCCAGCUCGAGUACGAGUCCAAAGUGUACAAGACCCUCGCAGGGGGUGUCGGUGUUCCAUUCGUUCGAUGGUUCGGUACGGAGUGCGACUACAAUGCCAUGGUUCUCGAUCUGCUUGGCCCCUCUCUGGAGGACUUGUUCAACUUCUGUAACCGCAAGUUCAGCCUCAAGACGGUCUUGCUCCUUGCUGACCAAUUGAUUUCUCGAAUCGAAUACAUCCACUCGCGCAACUUCAUUCAUCGCGACAUCAAGCCCGACAAUUUCCUGAUGGGCAUAGGAAAGCGAGGCAACCAGGUCAAUGUGAUUGACUUUGGUUUGGCCAAGAAAUUCCGCGACCCAAAGACCCAUCUCCAUAUCCCGUACAGAGAGAACAAGAAUCUGACCGGCACAGCCCGUUACACGUCUAUCAACACCCAUCUUGGUGUCGAACAAGCCCGUCGGGACGAUCUCGAGUCACUCGCAUACGUCCUCAUGUACUUCUUGCGCGGCGCACUCCCCUGGCAAGGACUUAAAGCGGCGACGAAGAAGCAGAAGUACGAUCGCAUCAUGGAAAAGAAGAUGACGACGCCCACCGACCUCCUCUGCCGUGGUUUCCCCAACGAGUUUGGAAUUUUCCUGAACUACACCCGUGCUCUUCGCUUCGACGACAAGCCUGACUAUUCUUACUUGCGCAAACUUUUCCGGGACCUCUUUGUUCGCGAAGGUUAUCAGUACGACUACGUGUUCGACUGGAGUGUGCAACGUGGGGCGCAGGACGAUGCUAGCGCGGGCACGAGCAAGGCUGCGCCUGGGGGCAGGCGCAAGGUUGUCCAGGAAGAGGAGGACCACCGUGCCAGCGACAGAAUGCUGCGUUCGCACACGCGUCAGGCUCAGCAGUCGCCUGGUGCUGUUGGUCAGCAGCGGCCUGCACGUGGACGGGAAUCGGAUCUCUGGUAGAUGAGCAGUUGGGCUUCUGUCUCUGGAGUGUUGCGGGUACGUCCCAGGAGAGGCUGAGCAAGGGGGAGGAUGGCAGGUGAAAGCGGUGUGCUCAGUCAGUUUAUGGAAGGGGGUCACCACGGUUGUGUGGAUUCGAAGAACGCAAGGAACCAGCGCGCGCGGUUCACAUUAGAGAAACGCGGCGUCGACAAUGCCCGGUCCCGAUCGCCUUCUUUCUCGGUUUCUACUUAUUGCGUCGAGCGGCACGUCGAGCACUUCUUUUUGCGCGCGCGACGCGACAGACAGCACCGUCAUCGACCCCCCAGGUGCUACAUAUCUUUAAUCCACGGACGCUAUUUCUUUUCACGCCAGGUGUCCUUUGCGGCACGCUCGGCCGCCCUUACUUCCUGAUCGCCUCUCACACAUGCCCCAUUAUCAUAUUGUGCGCCCGUGUCUGUUUGUUCAACCACUAAUUUCCUUCCACUUGCUACUACCAUCCCCAAUCAUCCCAUUACCAGCGCACUGUUGCUUUCCUGUACAUAUCGAUCCAUACGUCCACGAUUAUCCCAACACACUCUUUCCCUGGUCCUUUUUUCCCUUCCCCGUCACGAUUUGGCUUGUCAUGUUUUCCCCCCUGGCUCCUGCAUUUGUUGUCCUCCAUUCUAGGAGAGGGCGUCCCGGAGAGGUGUUGGUUGGUGGUGAAGAAGGUUGAAUGGCUGUUUGUUGCUAGCAUAUAGUCGUAUACAGAUGAAAUUCUAUACAUGUUAUAGCCCGAAGCAGUCUACUCGGAAUUACUCCAGUCGAGCAGUCGUGUUACACCGCCAUGCCAGUCUCGCACUCGUUUAGCAGCGAUCCAGCUCAUUGUGCUGCCUUCUGUGCCUACGUGUCCGAUCCCUGCAGACAGAACGACAGAGUCGAUCAGGAUCGGAUACCAGACCCCCAAUCGCUCGCGCGUCUCGAGUCCCACGUGGUCGAUGUAGUGCCAGCCACGGGCGGAGACCAGCUUCCACCACUCGGGGUCGUCUUCGUCACUUGUGAUAAUCACGUGGCGGACGUGGAUGCCUCGCUCGGCCAGUUCUGCCUGAACCUCCUCGACUUGCGCCGCAUAGCCGUCGAGUGUCGGAAGGCACAGACCCUGCGAGAUUUUGCCUCCGGAACAAUUGAGUUGCCACUCACUUAGUGUUCACAGACAGGGGGAAAACGCACGGGUGGGAUCAAAUCGACGCCGCCGAGCGCGAUCCGAGUGUAUUCUUCGGCGAGUUGUUCUAGACGUGGCGUCCAGCGCAUGUAUCUUCCGACGAAUCGCCAUGCGGGGCUGGACAACGUUGAUUUGCUUAGUAUACGCGAGAUCCUAGCUUGGAGGAGGCAAGGUUUGUCUCACCUAAAAUCG
This is a messenger RNA of Mycena citricolor, 3006 nucleotides long. Lineage: Eukaryota; Fungi; Basidiomycota; Agaricomycetes; Agaricales; Mycenaceae. The record is from the annotation of a GenBank genome assembly.